GGAGGAGAUGGGCGAGGCCGCGGCGGUGCUGCUUGCCAUGGCGAUGUGCAUCGUUGGCCUGUUCGCCAUCGUCAGCGAGUUUAGCGGCAUCGUGGCCGUGGGGGAGCUCUUCGGGGUUCGGCUGCUGCCGAGCUGCGUGCUGGCGGCCGUCUUCCUCAUCCUCGUCGUGCGGGUCAGCAGCUACAGAAAGAUCGAGCUCGCGGGCCUGUCCCUCGGCGCAUGCCUGGGCAUCUUCCUGGUCGCGGCCGCCAUGUGCAAGCCGCCGUGGGCCCGCGUGGCCGACGCGGUGCUCACGUCGCACCAGGACCUGUGGCACGGUUCCGCCAGGGUCAAGGAGCUCGCGGUUGCGAACGUUGGCACCGUCGUGACGCCGUGGAUGCUGUUUUUCCAGGGCAGCGCCCUCGUCGAGAAGCGGCUGGGCCCCGCGGACCUGGCGGCCGCGCGCCUCGACACGGCCGUGGGCUCCGUAGUGACUCAG
Molecule: messenger RNA, 478 nt
Organism: Prorocentrum cordatum
Lineage: Eukaryota; Dinophyceae; Prorocentrales; Prorocentraceae
Source: the annotation of a GenBank genome assembly